AUGCCAGUCACAAAUCUUUCCUCUUUAAAUGCAAUGCUCGCAGCAUAUGCCUUGCAUGGGAAUAUAGAACAGGCAAAGAAUCUCUUCGACAAAAUGCCCGAACAUAACGCUCUCUCUUGGAAUAUCGUACUAGCCAUGUAUGCGCAGCAUGGGUAUAUUAGCAAAUCAAAGCAAGUUUUUGAUGAGCUAAAAGAUGCUGACCUGAUCUCGUUCAAUACCAUGCUCUUGGCAUAUACCCAAGCAGGGGAUAUUCAGAAGGCAAAGAAGUUUUAUGACUCAAUGCAGUAUCACAGCAUGGUAUCCGUGAACACUUUGCUUUUCGCAUAUGCCCAACAUGGUUUUUUAGACGAGGCCCAAGUCUUGUUUGAUUCGGCGCCUGAAAAAAGUUCUGUGUCAUGGAACUCUAUUUUGCUAGCAUAUGCCCUGGCUGGGCAGCACGAAAGAGUCGAACGAAUCUUCGAAUCAAUGCCAGAAACCAACAUUGUCUUGUGUAAUGUUUUCCUUGCGGCUUAUGCACGCGUCGGAAAAAUCGAAAAAUGUCGCCAAGUUUUCGAUAGAAUGAACUACGCGAAUCUAUUCGCGUGGAACACACUGCUCGCAGCAUAUACCCAACUCGGGCACAGCGAAGAAUCUAAGCAAAUGUUUGAUGCCAUGCCCGAGCACAACCUGGUAUCACUAAAUGCCUUCCUUUUGGGCCGGUCUGUGUGGGAGACACAAAGAAUGUUCUCCUGGAUUCCACAGAGAGACAUGGUGACGUGGAACACCAUGCUGCAGGCAUAUACCCAGCACGGGCAUAUGCGGCCGGCCCAGAAAUUAUUCUCCACGAUGCCCGACCGGAAUCUCGUCUCGUGGAACGCCAUGCUGGCCGGAUAUUCCCAGAACAAGCUCUUGCGCGAGAUUAAAAACGUCUUCCACGCCAUGGUGAUGAGCGACAUUUUCCCAAACGAGAUCUCCAUGCUGUCCAUGAUUUGUGCUACGAGCCACUCGGGCAAGGUGAGCUCCGGAUGCUUCCGCUCGAUGAUCGUGGAUUUUGGGCUGGAACCAUCCAAGCGGCACUUUUGCUGCGUUGUUGAUAUGCUUGGACGAGCUGGACACUUGGAAGGCGCUCACAGUCUCGUCCAAUCCAUGCCUUUUGCUCCCGAUUCUUUCGAGUGGACGAGCCUGCUUGGAGCUGACCACAGCUCCACCACUCGAGAAAGGAUUACUGCCCAGGAAGUUCUCGAUUUGGAGCAACUGGAUGGAGCUGGCUAUGUGUUGCUCGCAAACACUGGUCUUAACGCAGGAGCUCAUUGA
Molecule: messenger RNA, 1293 nt
Organism: Selaginella moellendorffii
Lineage: Eukaryota; Viridiplantae; Streptophyta; Lycopodiopsida; Selaginellales; Selaginellaceae
Product: pentatricopeptide repeat-containing protein At4g02750-like
Exons: 1
Coding region: 1-1293 (430 amino acids)
Molecular function (GO): protein binding
Source: RefSeq, a predicted model, not a curated record